ACUUCAGUGUUAUGUGUGGUGGGGCUUGCUCUUUCCCCCUGUGGUUGUGUAUUAUAGGAGGGAUGUUGUGGCCUUAGGGUGUGCUGACAGCGAGAUGACCAUGCACAGGGCGGCUGUCAAUCAGGUCAGCGCGUGCCACGCAGAAAUGAGGAAGGCCAGCGCGCGAUCCUCCUGGCGGAAUCUCUCCACGGAGACCGCUGCCCUAAUUUAAGCCUGUAUGCGUGCGCGCGGGGACAUUCUACAGCAGUAGUAGCCUACUCUGCGCUACCCCUCAGAUGAAACAGAGCGAGUCAUUCCUCCCGGUGUUCAGGCAGAAAGGGAGAGAGGGAGAUUAUUAACCGGAGACGACAGUUCAGCUACGGCCAUCCUAUCUUAGAAUAAUCCCCCCCAAACAGCCGCUGACGUGGGAUGAAUGUUUCAUUUCAUUUUUCUUUAACAGCGAACAUAUCUAUACCGUUCAACGGCAAAAUAGCUCACCGGCGGUCGGAUAGAAACCGUGCGCUCAGACAGCCUGCCUUGCUGAGCUGCACUGAUACUGCAGAAGAGCCCAAUCGUGGGCAGUUGCAUAAUCCUUCAGUGGGCCCCGCUGCUAUUUUUGUUCCUGGAUACGCGUCUCUGUGAGGUAUUUUCUGUGGUGACUCACUUACAUCAGUGGGUCUUGUGCUGUGCGCGCAGACGGCAAGACAUUCGCUUCACCACGAAUCGUUUGGCUUUUUCCCCUUGACCCUGGCGAGAGGUCAGCCGCUACUACCGGGGCGAAAAGGAAUAUAACUAAAAUCUGGCCAGAUGUGCUGAAUUGGAGGCUGUCAAGACUGGCAGCCAGCCAGUUGAAGAGGCACACCUGACCCCUCAUGACUCACUGGUUACCAGCACUUUCCUCUUGAUGAGAAGUUCCCGCCCAGCUGCUCCGUUGGGGUCACACACAAGACUCUAACAGCUCAUAGUAGACCACAGGCAUGAGGACAGACAGGACGACUUUCUCCUCCACUAUUCCACGCUGAAAAAUGCCAAACACUGAAAACAGCUGAUAUCUCUCAGCUCAAAUUUGACUGCAUUACUGAACAAAAAAAAUGUUGUUACACUGAGGACACUGGAGAAGAGAAGACGUAAAUCCUCAGAUGAAAAGACAACAAAAAACGGCACAUCCUUUAAAAACAGCCUGAAUGUGAUGCUUGGAUUUCGUUUGGGAGAUUGUUCAUCUAACAUCUCCUCAGCCUGAGACAGUGCUUAAGCGAUGUAAAGGACACCGCCCUAUAGCUUAUCAGAAGGCAUAUUGACAUUGAUGUCAUGGAUUCCCUCGAGGGCACUGACAGCUUGAGGUGCUCAAAGGACGCUGCUGAGCAGAAUCCCCAUUCAGCCUCAUUCAGAAGCAGAACUCAGCCCGCUGUAAAUGUAAAUAAAGACAAGAGUCCCCCCCAGCGCGAGGGGUCCUCCUCCUCCUCAGUGCAGGGGCCCGGGGACAGUAUUGUCAAAGGCGGCUCGCCGGACACGCCUACCUCUGGAACUUCACCACCACCACCACCACCACCAGAAAUCCAGCAGCAGUUGCAGGUUCCCAACACUAGUGGCCACUAUCACCGUUCGUCAUCUCCCAAGCCUGGUGACAGCAGUGAUGCGGCUUCCUGCAGGGCCGCGUCGCAGCAGCCGUGGCCUUUUGUCAGUCAGCAGCCUCAGCAGCCAUUCACUUCAAGGAACCUCAUGGCGUCGUCUCAGCCCUGCGAGCACGGGCGAGUCCAUUUCCGGAAGAAAAUGACGGGUUUUUCAGCCACGUCCAGGCAGCUCUAUCAACUGGGAAUCGGUCAGCAGCUAGCAGAGGGGCUUAGCAAAAGGGAGCCGAAACCUGGAAAGAAGCCUGGAAAGUACAUCUGCCACUACUGUGGGAGAGCGUGCGCCAAGCCCAGUGUCCUGAAAAAGCACAUCCGCUCUCACACCGGUGAGAGGCCCUACCCAUGUGUCCCGUGCGGCUUCUCUUUCAAGACAAAGAGCAAUUUGUACAAACACCGAAAGUCUCACACGCACGCUGUUAAAGCUGGCUUGCUGGCAUUAUCCGAGAAAGACACCCAUCCUUCUGGGGUGGACCAAGAGCUCCUGGCAGAAGGGGAGAUGCAGUCAGAUGCAGAGCAAAGCACAGACACUGACGAGGAGGGCUCUGAAGACUUGUUUCUGGACUGUCUCAGUUCAUUCGAGGGCACUGAAGGGAAGUGGACAAAAGAGUCACCUGGCAUACCGUCUGUGAAGGUGACCACGCCAAGUGCCACGAGAAAAGAAAUCAUGUCAGCGUCGGGGAAGGUUUCUCUGUCCCGGUUCAGGGAAAUGAGAGCCACCCCGUCUAUAGCGGAGGUUGAGCAGGCCGUGGAGUCCUGCACCAUCAAACAAAAACUCGCCCUCCGUCUCACAGAGAAAAGGAGCCAAGACUCUGAGCAUUCUCUGUCUCUGCCAGGCUCCAGCAGUAAAGGGAGCACAGACUCCGGCUACUUCUCUCGCUCAGAGAGUGCAGAGCAGCAAGUCAGUCCGCCGUGCACAAACGUCAAAUCAUAUCAAGAGAUAAUGUUUGGGAAGUGCUAUCGACCCUCUCCCAAACCAAGACAAUCAAUCACAGUUCAAACCUGUGUGACGGACACAAAUGACAGCAGAUCAAGUUUUAUGGUCAAGCCGGGCAAGAAUAAGAUACCAGAGGAGGGUAUCCAUUUAUCUGCCUGUAAGAAGGACUUGGCUGCAUUAAUCAAAUUGGAGUCAAAUUGGCCACACGAAUGUCAAGAGUCUCCAAAAUCAGAUCAAAUUACCACAUCCUCCUAUCAACUCGAAGCUCCCUCAGACACUGCGUCCCUUAUGCGGAGCAAUUCCCUGCCCACCUCGACUGCAGCAGAUCUCAGUAUUCCUCCACCAGGAGGACUUCAAAGCAGUCGUUCUUUCGACGAGAGAAUGACGGCCGAUGACGGAAUGUAUUCCGGCCAAGGAGGGAUGAGGAGGCUGAUGAGGCAGGCGGCCUUUGAGCUACCCUCCUCGCACGAGAGCCACGCCGCGGACAGCUCAAAAGCAGCAGGGACAGAAAUCUCCCACGAGGCCGAGCAACUCUUGGCUACACAGCAUGGCUAUGUGACAGACCCCGCUACGAGAAAACGUAGAAAGCAAAAAGGUGUCAUGGAGGAGGAGGACUCUACCACCUCCACCUCCACCCAAUUUGUCAAAUCUGUAGAAAUGGUUGAUCUUUCGACCGAAUGUGAAUCAAAGCAGAAUGUGAGUCAAAGCAAUGUUAUCUCUGUAAUUCAGCACACAAACACUGUUAGCCGAAUGGGCUCCGUAGAAAGACAUGCGGAGGGCGAAUCACACCGGGACAAACAAAGCUCACAGACAAUGGCAGAGCAAAGUGAUGUCAAGCCUAUGAAGAGAGAGACACAGAUGCAUGUUCUGUCGCAGCCUGAAGUUGUAGGUCAGUUUAAGGAUGUUAACAAAUCAGCAACCCAACCCAGCACUCAACCACGUAAAUUAACUGGUCAACCGAGCAUCCAAGUCCCUGAAAUUAGGGUGACUGAGGAACCGGAUAGAUCCCCAAAGCCCCCUGACGUCCAACCCAAGCACCGUGACAAGCCCACUGAGGAGUUCCAGUGGCCACAAAGAAGUGAGACCUUGUCUCAGUUCCCGGUGGAAAAACUGCCACCUAAAAAGAAGAGAAUACGUCUAGCAGAUCUUGAGUACUCCUCCGGUGACUCGAGCUUUGAAUCUGCCUGUACGAGUCUCUCGAGGAGCCCAAGCCAAGAUAGCAACUUGUCUCACAGCUCCAGUUUCUCUUUGUCUCUCGAUAGGGAAGAGAGCCUUGUGUCAGGAGGACCUGUGACUAAAUAUGAUGAGUAUGGCAAGCCGUUGGAGUUCCUGUCUGUGCCAGGCUGCUGCCACACUCUCUCCAUACCCGGUGAACAUCGGCUAAAGGAGAUGAGGCGGUCUGCUUCAGAGCAGGCGCCAUUUAUGCCAGAGACGGAACCCCCAGACUUACGGAGCAAGUCUUUCGACUAUGGAUACCUUUCUCCCAGGUCCAGACAAGGGGAGGCCUACGCCAGUGCAGGAGGGAUAAAGCAACGCAGAAGAGGUUACUUGGUGAGGCAGGCAUCACUGAGUGUUGAACCAGAGGGAUCAGCGGCACAAGAGAAAACUGCUGAUAUAUCCGUAAAACAAGACUCUGAAUCCAUGUAUCAUAAUCCACCCUCUGCCCACGAUUCUUCUGUAAAUAGAUUAGGUAAGAUUAUCACAGACACAGAGCACACUGGAUGCAUUCAAGCAAGUAGUCCUGAGGGUGCAGUUGAGAUGCAGACAGGGACACCAUCUCCUGACAAGCACAUCUUCAGUGGUCACGAGACUGUACCAUACUCAAUGAUUCCAAGAAAUUUGGCCCCCUUUCUGCCAGCAGCAUCAGGGCACUUCUGGAAACCUGACCCCCUGCACACUCUUCCUUGGCAGCAACUGCAAGAUUUUCAGACCCGCCAACUGCACCUACAAGCUAAAGUUCAAACGGAUCCAAAAUCACCAACAGAAGAACUGUCUCAGAGUCUAAGGAGGGUCUCCUCAACCACUCAUAUAUCCUCCUCAGAGGCACCUGCACCUCCACCACACCCUCAAUCCCUUCAGUCACCCUCUGCCUCGCUGGUUCCUGUGCGAAUUCAAAUGCAGGUGCCCUCCCACGGCAGCAUCACAUACUCCAGCUUGUCUCAGCUUUUUGACAGCCAAGCGAGGAACAUCGGCGCCUCGCUCAUGUUCUGCGGCGCCGCCUCUCAGGGCUCCAUAGCCAGUAUUGCUAUGCUGCAAGGGAUCGGGUUCGACAUAGCUCAGGUCUCUGGGCAACCUAGCGGACUUCUGCACAACCCGGAGCUGUCUCCGGCUAAAGUGAAGACGGGAAUACCUCUGUCCUUGACCUCCAAAACCAUCUCCACUACGGAGGCUCCUAGCGGUGGACGAGCCAAACGAAUGCUCUCCCCUGCCAGCAGCAUAGACCUCUUCAUGGAAUCGAAGCAGCAGAAACGAGUCAAAGAGGAAAAGAUGUAUGGGCAGAUAGUAGCCGAGUUGAGCGCUGUGGAACUCGGAAAUCCUGACAUAUCACAUCAGAAGGGGAGAAUCAAGGAGGAAAGGACACAGCGGGGAAUUUCUCCAUCCUUGUCAUCAUCAGACCUUUCAAAUGCUUCGAUGUCUGAACAAGACAAGGCCAUCACAUCACCCCGCAAGCUGUGCUACUCACCAGACAGCGGACCGGAGUCUCCUCAGAGCAUAGACAUCGACGGACCCGAGCAAGAUGUCAGAUGCGGGUCGGACUUGGUGCUCCCCGGCGCCAAUCUGACCAAGGAAGUCCGAGAUCUGCAGAAGCUGAUCGCCAGCCACGGAUUUGGUGCUGCUAUGCUGCUUGCUGACUUUGCCAACGCACAACUCUUCUCGAAGUUCCCAAGUCUUCACACAACGACAAGUGUGAGUUGGUGCUACCUCCACUCUACCAAGCCAAACAGUGCCCAGGCUGCUCCUCUGUUCUCAGUGUACGCCACGUGGAGCGUUAGAUCCUUCGACCCGAACCCACCCAAUCUGGCAACCAAAACAACACUGGCUCUUCUCCGCACCAAGCAGAAGAAGCACUCGGAUAUCUACACCAUCGCAGCAAUGUAUCAACCUGGAAUACUCGUUUCAUCUGUACUCUGGAAGCAGAGAUUUGGAGAGCUACAGGGAAAGCAAGACCUCAGAGAGGAAGAAGUAAUGAUGUACAAACGGACGGUGAAGGGCAUCAGAUCUGCUAAUAAAAACUCGAUGGAGGAUCAAAAGGAGGCGGAGGCUCAACCAAAGCAACCAGAACCAACACGUAUCAAAAUAUUUGAAGGAGGUUUCAAGUCCACGGAAGACUAUGUGUAUGUACGUGGUCGAGGACGAGGAAAGUAUAUCUGUGAGGAAUGCGGGAUUCGUUGUAAGAAACCCAGCAUGCUGAAGAAGCACAUCCGCACGCACACAGACAUCAGACCUUACGAGUGCAAGUCCUGUCAUUUCGCCUUUAAGACUAAAGGAAACCUCACCAAACACAUGAAGUCCAAAGCUCAUAUGAAGAAGUGUCUGGAGCUCGGGGUAUCCUUCACAUCAAUAGACAGUGUGGAUGACACCGACAACCCAGAGGACAUCUUGAGGGCAGGAGGGAAAACAAGGUCACUGGGCUCGACGGCAAUCAAGCAUCAGUUCUCCGACGUGGACGACUCUGAUGGCGCGGACGACGACGGAGACGAGAUAGACGAAGACGAGGACGAGGACGAUGACGAAGACGGCUCCACUCCCAGGACUCGCUCCAGGAGCACCAGCCCCUUACCGUGCGCCAUCACCUCCCCCCAUCUCCCCAGCUACCUCUCCCAGCUCCCCAGCAUCCAGGUGCACCCCUCCAUCUCCAGCAGGGAGAUGGCCCAUGCUCAUGGCCGACAACUGGGAGAGGGGCGUAUCAUGGCCAGCGAGGGGCGUAUCAUCAUGGGCAGCGAGGGGCGUAUUAUCAUGGGCAGCGAGCUGCAGUCCCGCUUGAGCGAGUCAAGGCAGAUUCAAGAGGAGGAUGAUGGAGUGGUCAUGGCCUCGUGUCAUCAUACAGCCGCCACAUCCUCCUUCCACUCCAGCAGCUCCUACCUGCUGUCGUUACCCCGAGACCCGUGUCUGACGCCUCAGCAGCGAAGCCCGUGCUUGACACCUCACCGGAGCCCCUCUCCCAGAGGAAGGGGUGGCGACUGCUCGCCACAAGGAGGUCUGUCGUCGCCACUGCGGGGCGUGUCCCCGAAAAGAGAAGUCUGUUUCCGCAGGGAUACCUCGCCGCUCCAUCAGCUUUCUCCCGGCGGCUCGCUGUGCCCUCGGGCCCUCUCUCCUCUCGGCCACGACGGAGGGGGCAUGGUCAGGCGUGAGCUGUCCCCCAGGGGGCGUCAGCGAGGCAUGCUCCGAGCGGUGUCCCCACGCAGGGGAUCCCAGCACAGCCGGGCACCGUGGGAGCAGGCCAGGGGUGCGAGACUGGACACGAGCCCCCACCACGGGCGUGCUGCUGCACUGGCUUCUCAUGCUGGCAUGGAGGCACAUAAACACAGCACUCUGCACAGCUUACAACUCCCCGGUGGAGGAGAAGCAACCCUCCGAGGUCAGCUGUCCGUGUCCGGCUGCCACUCUGACCUCUUCAGCCACCUCCCUUUGCACUCCCAGCAGCAGGCUCGGCCUCUGCCCCUGAUGCCUGUCGGCGGCAUCCAGAUGCUGCCUACCCAGCAGGCCACACCACCGCCACCGGCUGCCGUUACUACGAUGCCUCAACAUCACCACCACCCCUUGGGCCGCUCCUCCUCCACCACCUCCUCCUCCUGCACCUCCUCCUCCCAACAAUACCACCACCACUACCACAGUGGCCUGGUGGACCAAGCCGGGCCUGGCACUAGCCCACCAGGUGCUGCCCGGCCACGUUCGAGCGAUCAAGAACCAGAACCUCCAGGUCAGCGGGGGGAGCCAGCCGCAGCGCCCCGCCUCCUCAGCCCUCCUCCUCAGGACUCCUCCGGCAGGAGAGAGGCGGCCGCUGCAGCCUCCGCUCGGAGUAGCAGCAACGAGGGGGGGCAGCAGUCGGAGGAGAGUGUCCAGACGUGCACUGAAGCCAUCGCCUCUCUCAGGAUCACCACGGAGGACAAGUCCGCUCAGAGCUGAGCGCGACACAGAGCGCUUUCACACAGAACAAUCAGGAGGUGGUAGACACAGGUGAAGAAGGGAAAAGGGGGGGAAUUUUGAG
Engraulis encrasicolus (European anchovy) is the source of this 7750-nucleotide messenger RNA. RefSeq names its product HIVEP zinc finger 2b (gene hivep2b). Gene Ontology annotation, molecular function: RNA polymerase II cis-regulatory region sequence-specific DNA binding; DNA-binding transcription factor activity, RNA polymerase II-specific. Gene Ontology annotation, cellular component: nucleus. The transcript has 8 exons. Gene Ontology annotation, biological process: regulation of transcription by RNA polymerase II. The record is from RefSeq and is a predicted model, not a curated record. Bases 1288 to 7668 code for a protein of 2126 amino acids. Lineage: Eukaryota; Metazoa; Chordata; Actinopteri; Clupeiformes; Engraulidae.